AUGGCGGGUGUAGACUCCAUGUUAGCGUGUCCGUCUUCUAAGCCGGAGUGGACCGAUUGGAGGUUCGAGACUCACUUGGAGCGGAUUCUUUUUUGUGCUGAACAGAUUUUGAUAUGGAGGUGGGAAUAUCAUGGAUUUUGGAUCACUGAAAAUCUGCUUGCUAUGGCACGCCCUUCCACAGAAAUAAUUGAAAAAUAUAAUGUAAUAGACCAGUUUUUGAGAUGUGGCUUGAAGACAAUUAUUAACCUCCAAUAUCCUGGAGAACACGCCAACUGUGGCAACCCGCUACAGCCAGAAAGUGGCUUUACUUACCGACCAGAGAAUUUUAUGGAAGCUGGCAUUUAUUUUUACAACUUUAGAUGGAACGACUAUGGAGUGGCCUCCCUCAUGACAAUAUUAGAUAUGGUGAAAGUUAUGUCUUUUGCCAUCCAGGAAGGUAAAAUGGCUGUUCACUGUCAUGCAGGGCUUGGCAGAACAGGUGUGUUGCUGGCCUGUUUCUUGCUGUUUACCACACGGAUGACAGCAGAUCAAGCAAUUUUAUUGGUCCGAGCAAAACGACCAAACUCAAUCCAGACUAGAAGACAGCUACAGUGUGUCAGGCAAUUCGCUCAGUUGCUCGAUCCGCUGAGAAAUGUGUUUGCUAAUGCUGAGCCGAGAGCUCCCCCUGUUACACUUUCACAAUAUUUGAUCCGCCAGAAACACCUGUUGCAUGGAUAUGAGGCUCAGCGAUUAAGAUUUGUGCCAAAGCUCAUCCCCCUCAUCUGCAAACUUCUACUAGACAUUGCAGAGAAUCGUCAAGUUAUUGAGGAGGAUAUCGUUGAGGUUCCUGAUGUGAUACCUCUGGUUGAGAAACAUUGUAAUGAAACUGCAGUAUAUCCAUUUAACAGACAGAUAUUGGAAAAUGGCAUCACUAUGAUCAGGCCCCGUCUUCCUGGUCUACCCAGAGUCAAUGCAGACAACUCGCAACCACUUCACUAUGUCCGUAAGAGCCUUAGCUACAGCGAGUCUGACCUACGUAGGUUAGCUGCAUCUUUAAAUCUGUCGGAUAAUCCUCUCAGUGUUUUAGCCAGCAUUCACUCAUGUAACAUCAGCAAUCAGUUGGCAGCUUUCAGUAGUUUCUCCAUUUCUCUGGAGACAUGUAAGGACAGCCCAGGCUACAGUUCAACUAGCAAUAUAUGGGACUUGAAAACACUAAUGGACCAGAAGGAGGGAUCUACAUUGCUCAAAAGGAAGAGACAGUCUGUUCUGCAGCGAAGCCACUCUCUACGUGUAUCAGAUCAGAAAAACAUUACAACCAUCAACAAAAUACUGUCGUUCUGGAGGAAAGACCCCAACCAUGAUGGGACAAAACAAGCAGAGGUGCCUUUCAUUACCGUCCAGUCCGAGUUGUCUCUGGACUCACGACAUCUUCUGGUGGCUCAUUCCCUUGCGGUGGACCUUGAGCAUGAUGGAGAAAAGGAACAAAUUCAGAAGGUGACUGCUUGGCAGACAGAUCUUAAUUACCAGGGUGCAUGGGAGCGGCUGUGUUUGGAAAAAGACCCAUUUAUUCUAUCUGGGAUUAUGUGGUCCUGGCUAGAGCAGCUCAAAGAGCCAAUCAUCUCAGCUCAUGAUGUCUUCGUAGAUGAGAGUAUUAAAGACCCAGAAACUGUCCUCAAUAGCUUAGAUAGGGUAAGAUGAAGGCCACCUUUUCCCAUAUUAAAAUAAAUUUUAAUCCAUAAUUUAUUUUAAAGUACGAGUGACUUUGAUUUUCCUAAACUAUCUACAACACUCUUACCUACCCACAAACACUUCCGGUGUCGUGCCAAGAAAUGCUAUUUAUUGCCGAGAUGACCUAAUUAUGCACCUCCUUCAAUAACACGCAGUCCGAUUGGCUAAUUCUAACCCCUCCCCACACCUAAUCCUAACCCUGCAUAAUCUGGCAGGUUUACAUCAGGUCGUGUUUACAUCCUGUGCUGCAAAAUGAAGCAUCUAGUUAUUCUUACUUCCAAAGGAUGAUGAUAAGAACCAAAGGAUAAAAAGUCUUUUCCCCACGAUUGCACAGCAGUAUAAUUCAAACCUUUUGUUUUUUAUCCGUCAUUUUACUGACAACUGCUUCUCCGACCUUGGCGAGUUCAAUGUGGUAUUUGUUUAAUGCAUGUCCAUGAAAGAUGGGUCAGCACAACUUUAUUUAGACCAAUAAACAUCUCUGAAUCACAACCUGUAAGUGUGAUUAAUAAGAUGUGUAUAUCCCUCCAUGGAAUGUUUAAAAUUACUCAUUUUUUUGUGUUAUGUGGUGUAGCCUACACAGCUAUUACUGUUUUACUGAAAUAGUUCUGAUAAUCAUAAUGCGAGUCCACUAUUGUCUAAAAAUGUGUCAAUUAAUGCAGUGUCUAUGGAUGAUUUUAUUACUUGGAUUGAUGAUAAAGGAUGUGGAUAGAUUUUGUUUAUAAGCCGUAAUGUUUCAUUACGGAAAGAUCAAUCGCAACAGACUGACCAAUUGGAGCACAGUGGGCUCGGGGAAGGGAGGUGUUUAGAUAAACUGAAACUUCGAACUGCUUCAAUCGAAUCAUUUAGGGAUCUUUGAGAAAUAAGGUGAUAUUAAAUGCAUAUUUUGAGAAAAUGGCAGCGUUUUUUGACUUUGGAUGCACACAAGCAGAUGGUGGGGACUGUAAGACAAUAUUAGAACAUUUAUAAAUGCCGUUCAGCCGAAGAAAGUCAUACACCUAGAACGGCAUGAGGAUGAGUAAAUUAUGGAUUAAACAUUUAUUUUUGGGUGAACUAUUCCUUUAAGACCAAUUCAAUAAACACGACAUGCAUUUAUUUGCUUUAUUGCUGUCAGGCUUCAAGAGAAAC
Triplophysa rosa is the source of this 2832-nucleotide messenger RNA. RefSeq names its product protein tyrosine phosphatase domain containing 1b (gene ptpdc1b). Gene Ontology annotation, molecular function: protein tyrosine/serine/threonine phosphatase activity. Lineage: Eukaryota; Metazoa; Chordata; Actinopteri; Cypriniformes; Nemacheilidae. Bases 1 to 1677 code for a protein of 558 amino acids. The record is from RefSeq and is a predicted model, not a curated record. The transcript is spliced from 7 exons. Gene Ontology annotation, biological process: cilium assembly; protein dephosphorylation.